CUGCUCGUUGGUAGCGGCGACACUUCCUCUAAAAACACUGUAAAUAUCCGUGAAAAGAAGAGUUGCAGCAGUUCCCUGUAGCUGUUGGGCUGGUUUGUGGCUCUGGCAGGGAAUAAAGUGAUGUAAAAACACAUUAUUGGGUUUAUUCAUCAGGUAUGAGCAGGAAACGGGCUCUGAUUUCAGACGCUUUCAAUCUGAAGAAGAGAAGAAAUGGCACAGAACAAUUUGGAGCUGCUGCUGAAGAUGGACCAGCUGACAUUAAAUCCAGUCUGGAGUACCUCAUGACCCUAUUUCCCAGAAAGCUCUUCAAUGAUGCACUGCCUCAAAUUGUGCUGAAGCACCAGCUCUACAGCAUACACAGUGACAAGACUUUGGUGGACAAGGAGGUGAAUAAGAUGCGUGAACGAGGAGAUCUGCUGAUGUUCCAGCUCGGGUUCGACGCAGAAGCCUUUGGGUUGGUUUUUACUUCUGACUACAAGGCCAAAGUGCUGGCGGGAGAGGAGGGCAAAACCACAAGAGCCACCGUGGAGAGGUUCUUGGAGAAAGUGGUGUCCGCUUGCACAGAUCUGAGCUUCACGAAAGACAAAAUGCUGAAGGAGUUUCUCUUCACAGACUCUGAGAUAACGCAGCUGGUUAAGUCUGGGGUCCUGACUGUGAGGGAUGCAGGCAGCUGGUGGCUUUCCAUUCCCAACUCUGGCAAAUUCACAAAGUACUUCAUAAAAGGCCGUAAAGCAGUGCUCAGCAUGGUUAAGAAGUCCAAAUACGGCGAAGUCUUAAAGGCAGAAAUCGAGGAGCGGCGGACGAAUUCACAAGUGAAAUUCCAUAUGAAAUACCACAUUCAUGACAUUGUUGGCGCAGAGCUGGUAGAGAGCAUACCGACAACUUCAGGGACCCUGUUGCGAUCUGUGGAUUCGUGAGGCUGACGUCAGGUGCUGACGGACGAUGAGAAAUUUAUGAACGGAAUGAAAAGUGUUUAUAAAAAGACUGAAUGGACUAAUUUAAGUAUUCAAGUGCAGAUUCUGUGCCAAAUGUGCUACUAAUGACCUGUGAUGACGAGACGUUGUCAAGUUUAGGUUUAUCUUGUAAUAAGAUUUAUUUAAAUUUCUUGGCAUCACAUAUGAGAUUCCUUGUCUACAUGGAGUUCACAACCUAAUGGCAACCAUUGCCUCUGUGCUGAGUGUUUUCAGGAAACAAAAUGCUUUGUUACAAAUAAAUAAAAUUUCCCAACA
Messenger RNA from Haplochromis burtoni (Burton's mouthbrooder), 1229 nucleotides. Its product is annotated as serine/threonine-protein kinase 19. Lineage: Eukaryota; Metazoa; Chordata; Actinopteri; Cichliformes; Cichlidae. Gene Ontology annotation, biological process: protein phosphorylation; positive regulation of Ras protein signal transduction. Gene Ontology annotation, molecular function: protein serine/threonine kinase activity. The transcript has 7 exons. Bases 156 to 917 code for a protein of 253 amino acids. The record is from RefSeq and is a predicted model, not a curated record.